GCUGCAGCCGGUAAUACUUUCAUAUUACCUUAAACCAAACAAAUCUACUCUUUCCAUCUCCUUUUGGUGUCCUAACAUGUAUCCAAUCGCUGAAACAGGUACAUUUUGUUACAUCGACCCCGAGUACCAGCAAACGGGAAUGCUUGGAGUGAAGUCUGACUUGUACUCAUUUGGUGUGGUGCUUCUGCAAAUCAUCACAGCGAUGCCAGCAAUGGGUUUAAGCCAUAGAGUAGAGAAAGCAAUUGAGAAGAAGAGACUCAGAGAAGUUUUGGAUCCAAAAAUAUCAGACUGGCCUGAAGAAGAGACUCUGGUUCUAGCUCAGUUGGCUCUGCAGUGCUGCGAGCUGCGGAAAAAGGACAGACCUGAUCUUGCUUCCGUUUUGCUGCCCGCACUGAGCAAACUACGGGAGUUUGCAACAGAGGAUCAUGAAGUAUGUAACUCCAACAGAAUAUUUUCUGUGUCACGUGCUCACAAUUCGGUUCCUCUUUCCCCAAUAUCUUCCUCUCAGGUUGGUUUAUUAGAACCUGCAAUAACAGAUUAAUCUUCAUCUCGAAAAGGAAUACAAUUUCAACUUCUUUGAUUCCUGAGUCUCUAUUUCAAUCAUGCAGAUAGAGGAUGCAUUGAGAACUUCCUAUUGACAAAAACAUUGGAACUUCGACGUAGAACAAAGUCAAGCAACAUUGGCUAUCUCUGAGAUCUGCGAUGAACUUGUUCAGUUUAAGCAUCCGAUGCCCUCCCAUACUUAUUAGACGAAGGCGAUUUACAUUAUCAUAAACAAGCCAAUGCGAUGGAAUUUGCUGUCAGUCUUUCCUGAUUUGUACUCCACCCAAAGUUCAAUGUUGAUCUCCCAUACUGUCGAAGUUCCUAUUUUGUAUAUCAAACACUUUAUUUUUUGGUCUCUUGAAAAAAACACCUUUCUUAUAGAAGAGUUGUCUCGCCCUUGCAAGUUCAACUCACCUUUGCGCAAGAGCAUUCCAU
Molecule: messenger RNA, 978 nt
Organism: Camelina sativa (false flax)
Lineage: Eukaryota; Viridiplantae; Streptophyta; Magnoliopsida; Brassicales; Brassicaceae
Source: RefSeq, a predicted model, not a curated record